AUGUUCUGUCUCAGAAGCUGGCUGCCUCUCCUUUUCAUCCCUACCAACGCCAGCCCCCUAUUUAUCCUAUCCUUCAUCACCCUCACCUACCUUCUCCACAGGCCAUGCAUCUACUGUUCCGCCCUACUUCUGAUCCUCUUCCUCUCCUCAUGCCACUGGUCGGAUCGUUGCUUCUUUGACUUUCGAGGUGAUUGGUUUGCUCCCCGCUUCGCUGCCCCGGCUUCCCCAUUGCAGACAGCCCCAGACCAUGCGGCUCCUGUGCUAGCCGAAUAUGUGCUGGAGACGGUUAACACGACGGCUAUGGCGUUAGCUGGCGCUGCAAUCGAUGAAAUGAAGAAACAGUUAUCUUUUAAUGGCACCCUGGUGGACAAGGCGCACCUUGAAUGGACGGGAAUGGGUCUGGAAUGGUUACGAAGCCUUCUCGGGCGGAGAGAAUGGACCUUACCAUGCGUUGAGGUCAAGAUCAGGCUUUGA
Messenger RNA from Paracoccidioides brasiliensis Pb18, 474 nucleotides. RefSeq lists its product as uncharacterized. Bases 1 to 474 code for a protein of 157 amino acids. The transcript is spliced from 2 exons. The record is from RefSeq and is a predicted model, not a curated record.